Messenger RNA from Oncorhynchus tshawytscha (Chinook salmon), 853 nucleotides. RefSeq names its product aquaporin-12-like. NCBI's taxonomy places the organism in Eukaryota, Metazoa, Chordata, Actinopteri, Salmoniformes, Salmonidae. The record is from RefSeq and is a predicted model, not a curated record. Gene Ontology annotation, biological process: transmembrane transport. The coding region runs from base 1 to 837 and encodes 278 amino acids. The transcript is spliced from 3 exons. Gene Ontology annotation, molecular function: channel activity. Gene Ontology annotation, cellular component: cytoplasm; membrane.
AUGUCUGAACUUGAUGUCUCCCUUGGUUACUUUCUUGCUGUUGUGGCGUUUGGUGCAGUCUUUAGAGUCCUUUUCAGAAAAUGGCCUUGUUUGAUCUUUGCAUCAGAGUUCACAACCUCAUUUGUGCUGGUGGCAUGCUGGCUGGAGGUGCAGACCAUUAUAGAGAUUGGUGAGUGGGCAGAGGGACUGGGAUCAGAUGUUACUCUGACCCUACGGUUUGUGGUGCUGCUGACCCAUGGUGUGAUCUGUGCUGGAGCCACUGGAAACCCCUCCCUGACUCUGAUGAAUUUCCUGCUGCUGGAGACCCCUACUCUGCACACUCUGCUGGCUUUGGCUGCUCAGUUCCUGGGGGCACACCUGGCCCUGAUUGUAGCUGGCUACUACUGGGCAAUGGAGCUCAAUGACAUGCACAUAAUUAAGAACCUGAUAUUCAGGGAGUGCAGCACAGCCCUGAGUGUCUCCCUGGUGCAGGGGGUCUAUUGUGAGUGUGUGUGUGCAUUCAUCUUUUAUCUGAUAUACCUCAGCCUGAGAUGUCGCGCUGCGUUGGUUCGGGUGCCUUUCUUUGCAGCUGUGCUCACCCUUCUCUCCCAUGCAGCCAGUGGUUAUACCUCAGCUUUCCUGAACCCCUCCCUGGCCUAUGGCCUUACCUUCUACUGUCCUGGGUUUACCUUUACGGAGUACUCAGUGGUCUACUGCCUUGGGCCCAUUAUUGGAAUGACCCUGGCCCUUCUCCUGUACAUGGGUCACAUCCCCAGGAUUUUUGCAAAGAAUCUGCUGUAUUCCCAGAAGACCCACGUACAGGUGCCAAAGGGGGACGGAGAUGAAAAGAAAAAGUGAAAGAAAGACAUCAUCC